Molecule: messenger RNA, 723 nt
Organism: Truncatella angustata
Lineage: Eukaryota; Fungi; Ascomycota; Sordariomycetes; Amphisphaeriales; Sporocadaceae
Product: CAP domain-containing protein
Exons: 2
Coding region: 1-723 (240 amino acids)
Cellular component (GO): extracellular region
Source: RefSeq, a predicted model, not a curated record
AUGCGUUUCUCAACCGGUUUAACUUUUGCGGCAGCCCUGCUGGGCGUUGACGCAUGUGCCGAGCACAGCAAGCAGCCAUCCCGUCACCACACCCACAGCGUUGGCGCUUCAUCUUCCGCCGCGGCCAGCCCCGUUACGACACUGACUCUUGCGCCGUCGUCAAAGGCUGUCACAUCCCUGGCUGUCACUACGUCUCUUGCUGCCGCUACCACAUUCUCAACGCAAACCAAGUCUGUCAAGACCAUUUCUUCUUCCACCAGUAGUGCAGCAGCAGCAACCAGCACCACGGCCUCAUCGUCCGGGCUCACCGAUGACCAGCAGAACGCGCUGGACGCGCAGAACAGCGCCCGUAGCGACGUUGGCUCAGCUGCGCUAGUCUGGGAUGCAGAUCUCGCUGCUGAGGCGCAGACGUGGGCUGAACAUCUUGUCUCUGUGGGCGACCUCGUCCACUCGGACGUCUCGAAUGAGGGCGAGAACCUCUACAUGGGUUACGACAGCAAUCCUUUCGUCAACGCCGCCAACUUGUGGAUCGAUGAGAAGUCGAGCUACAGCGGGGAGGUCAUCUCAGAGACCAACUACAUGACCUUCGGUCAUUAUACCCAGAUCGUCUGGAGCUCGACAACCAAUGUUGGUAUGGGCUCAGCUACGGACUCCAACGGUGCUGUCUACGUCGUCGCCCGCUACUCGCCCCCCGGCAACAUGAUCGGCGAGGCCGCAUACUAA